UACAAAGCGUGUGCGCAAAAAUGCUUUCACUUUCACUUCAAGGCUCCAUUGAUUCAGUCGAGGCGCCGCAUUCAGCACAAUAAAAAAAAAGAAAAGAAAGAAGAAAAGACGAAGUAGCAAAAAAAAAAAAGCAAGUGAGGGAAACAGGAAGACUAUAGGAAUUCCCGACAUGGCGUUUAAGUAUCCGGCUGCGAGAAGAGAUGAGACAAAGGUGGAUGACUACCAUGGGAGUAAGAUCUGUGAUCCCUACACAUGGCUGGAGGACCCUGAUAGUGCCGAAACAAUGGCCUUUGUUGAGGAGCAGAACAAGCUGACCAUGCCAUACCUGGAGCAGUGUGCUGUCCAGCCUCAGUUCCACCAGCGUCUCACUGAGCUCUAUGACUACCCCAAAUACAGCUGCCCUUACAAAAGAGGGAAGAGGUAUUUCUACUUUCACAACAAAGGUCUCCAGAACCAGGAUGUGCUAUAUGUGCAGGACUCUCUGGACGGACCUGCCACCAUAUUCUUUGACCCAAAUAAACUCUCUGAGGAUGGCACCGUGGCACUGAAAAUGGGCCGUCUGUCAGAGGAGUGUGAAUAUUUUGCGUAUGGUUUGAGCAGCAGUGGUUCAGACUGGGUAACUGUGCGUUUCAUGAAAGCUGAUGACCUCACACCACUGCCUGAUGUACUGGAGAGGGUUAAAUUCAGCUGCUUGGCCUGGACUCACAAUGCCAAAGGCGUCUUUUACAACUGCUAUCCACGCCAGGAAGGCAAAACCGAUGGCACAGAGACCACCUGCAACAUCAAUCAGAAGCUCUACUACCACGUCAUCGGCACCAAACAGUCAGAGGACAUUCUGGUUGCAGAGUUUCCCGAACAUCCCAAGUGGCACAGUUCAGUAACCAUAUCAGAUGAUGGCAGAUAUGCUGUUUUGGCCAUCACUGAAGGAUGUGAGCCUGUCAACCAGCUGUGGUACUGUGACCUUCAGCAACUCUCAGAUGGCAUCACAGGCUUGCUGCCAUGGGUCAAACUUGUGGACAACUUUGAUGCCCAGUACUCGUAUGUCACCAAUGAGGGAACUGUAUUCACAUUCCGCUCCAACUUGGAUGCUCCUCGGUACUGUCUCCUCAACAUAGACAUCCAGAAACCAGACAGGCAGCACUGGACUACCCUAAUACCUCAGCAUGACAAGGAUGUCCUGGGCUUUGUCUCUUGUGUGAACCAGCACCACCUGCUGGUCAACUAUCUCCAUGACGUGAAGGAUAUCCUACAAGUGUAUGAGUUGUCUACAGGCCAGCUGGUCAGGGACUUGCCGCUGGACGUCGGCACAGUGGGCGGACUGAGCUGCAAGAAGAAACACUCUGACUUCUUCUAUAAGUUCACCUCCUUCACUACACCAGGUAUCAUUUACCACUGUGAUUUGGGUGAGUCAAACCCAGAGCCCAGAGUGUUCAGGGAGGUGGAGGUAAAAGGCAUCAAGCAGGAGGACUAUCAGACCACCCAGGUUUUUUAUCCCAGUAAAGAUGGAACCAAGAUCCCCAUGUUCUUAGUUCACGCCAGGGGCCUAAAGAAGGACGGGACUCAUCCUGUCUUCCUUUAUGGCUAUGGAGGCUUUGAGGCUUCCAUACAACCAUACUACAAUGUUGCUUACCUGCUGUAUGUGAGACACCUGGGAGGGAUCCUGGCAGUGGCCAACAUCAGAGGGGGCGGAGAGUAUGGCCUCACCUGGCACAAAGCCGGUUCACUAAAGAACAAGCAGAAUUGCUUUGACGACUUCCAGUGUGCAGCAGAGUAUCUGAUCCAGGAGAAGUACACCACAGCCAGCCGCAUAGCUAUCAAUGGAGGCUCUAAUGGAGGGCUGCUAGUGGCGGCAUGUGUGAACCAGCGUCCAGACCUGUUCGGCUGUGCUGUGGCAGAGGUGGGGGUGAUGGAUAUGCUGAAGUUCCACAAAUUCACCAUCGGCCACGCCUGGACCACCGACUACGGCUGUUCUGACGACCCGGAGCAGUUCAAGUGGCUCGUCAAGUAUUCUCCUCUCCAUAAUCUGCCUCCGCCACCUUACUCUGGCCCUCCCUACCCUGCCAUCCUGCUUCUGACAGCAGAUCACGAUGAUCGUGUGGUGCCUCUCCACACCCUUAAGUACUGUGCUGCCUUGCAGCACGGAGUGGGUAGCAGCCCUGUGCAGCGUCAGCCUCUGAUGGUCAGGGUGGACACCCGUAGUGGGCACGGUGCAGGGAAACCCACCGCCAAGGCCAUCUUGGAGGACACGCACAUCUAUUCCUUCAUCGCUGAGACACUUGGGCUUAGCUGGAAGGAUUGAGGAGAUAAUGACAGUGAAGGCCAGUAAAGGAUAUACACACAAUGGCUUUUUAAGGGAUGAAUGCUUUCUUCAUUUUUAACAGUUUAAUCAAAGACAAAAGAGUGUACUGGUACAACUAAAGUGAACGGUUAGAGAAUGAUUAAGAAAAAGAAUAACAAACUGUGUGGUAAAAAUCAUCAUCAUAAUCAAUACUCAUCAUAAUGCCUGAAAUGACUCUUAAUUGUAGAUUAUCUUAACCAAUCAAAUGCACUAAAAGAUUCUGAACUUGUUUUCAUACUGUAAGUUUGGAAUUGAAGUAUUUCAAUAAAAUCUCUCUUUGUACAAUGA
Molecule: messenger RNA, 2626 nt
Organism: Dicentrarchus labrax (European seabass)
Lineage: Eukaryota; Metazoa; Chordata; Actinopteri; Moronidae
Product: prolyl endopeptidase
Exons: 15
Coding region: 170-2299 (709 amino acids)
Biological process (GO): proteolysis
Cellular component (GO): cytosol
Molecular function (GO): serine-type endopeptidase activity; oligopeptidase activity
Source: RefSeq, a predicted model, not a curated record